GGCAGCCAUUUUUUAACCGCCUCCCGCCCGCCAUAUAAGGAAAUGAUGGGCAGGGGCAGCUCUCUCAUUCUGGGAGGACAUCAAAUGGCAUCCUCCCACUCCAUGCAUGUCCCCGGGGGCGCUGUGGUGUGCUGUGUUCCUGAGACACAGCGGAUCACCGAUCACAGGCAUUAAUGAUCAGUGUAGCCCCAUCAGUGCCACCUGUCAGUGCCCAUCAGUGUCACCUUUAAGUGCCCAUCAAUGCCACAUAUCAGCGCCCAUUAGUGCACAUCAAAGCCACAUAUCAGUGCCCAUCAGAGUCACCAAUCAGUGCCGCCUAUUAGUGCCCGUCAGUGCAGCCUAUCAGUGCCCAUCAGUGCCGCCUACCAGUGCCCAUCAGUACUGCCUAUUAGUGCCCGUCAGUGCCACAUAACAGUUCCAAUCAGUG
This is a messenger RNA of Staurois parvus, 427 nucleotides long. NCBI's taxonomy places the organism in Eukaryota, Metazoa, Chordata, Amphibia, Anura, Ranidae. The record is from the annotation of a GenBank genome assembly.